AUGAAUAAAUAUAAAAAUAAAUAUAAUACUGAUAAUAAAUUUAAUAAUAGUAAAUAUAUUAAAAAUAAUCAAGUUGAAUUAAGUAAACAGGAAUUAGAGGAUGAAGAAAUUUUAAAAAUAAAUGAUGAUGAAUUUAAUGAAGGAUUAAAUAAACAAGCUCUAUUUCAACAAGAUGAUUAUGUAUAUAAAUUUAAAAAACAACAAAAAGAAGAAAAAAUAGGUGGUGAUGAAAAAACACAAAUAGAUAAUGAAAAACCUGAAGAUUUUAAUAUAACCUUAAAAUCAAUAGAUUUUAAAUCAAUUAAUUUACCUUCUUUUAAAAAAAGAUUCUUACAAUCAUCAACAAUUAAAGAUAUUGAUUCAUUUGAAUUUAUAAAUUCAACUACAGAAUUUAUAAUUGAAAAUAAAAGUGAUGACGAUAAUUAUUAUGAUGAUGAUGAUGAUGAUGAAGGUGACAAAAAUAAAGAAAAAGAAAAAGAAAAAGAAAAAGAAAAAGAAAAAGAAAAAGAAAAAGAAAAAGAAAAAGAAAAAGAAAAAGAAAAAGAAAAAGAAAAAGAAAAAAAUAAAGAAAUUGAAAAUAAAACAUAUCCAAAUAAUUGUAAAAUACCAAUUGCAAAUACAGGAGAAAGUGAAUGUUUACCAAAUACAUUAAAAUUAUUUUUUAAGAAAACUCAAUUUCCAACACCAACUUUAUUUCAACAAUAUGCAUGGCCAGCAAUUUUAACAGGUCAUGAUAUUAUUGGUACAAGUUUACCAGGAUCAGGUAAAACAUUGGGUUAUUUAGCACCAAUGAUACCACAUUGUUUAGCAAGAGUUGAUAGAGGCGGAAAGAAUAAAAUAACAGGGGAAAAAGCACCAAAACAAUAUACAGGUAUUUUAGUAUUGGUAUUAGUACCAACAAGAGAAUUAGGUUUACAGGUUCAUAGUAAUACAUUGAUAAUCACUCAACUAUUUGGAAUUAAAACAUCGGUUAUAUAUGGUGGUAUUUCUAAAAACCUUCAGAUUGAACAAUUGGAAAAAGAAAAACCACAAAUUUUAAUAUCAACACCGGGUCGUUUAAUUGAGAUGAUAGAGAAUGGUCAUGUUGAUCUUUCAAGUGUUACAAUGUUAGUACUGGAUGAGGCUGAUAAAAUGCUUUCCAAAGGUUUAAUACCACAACUUAAACAAAUUCGUGGUCAAAUUAGACCCGAUUCACAAAAUAUAUUAUUUAGUGCCACUUUUCCAGAUUCAUUAAAAGAGGUUUCAAAAGAUUGGAUUAAAGAUCCAUCGAUUCGUUUAAGAAUUGGUUCUUCAGAAUUACCAAAACUAAAUCAUAUUCAACAAGAUGCUCAAUUAAUUGCCCACCAUAAAAAACCACGUGCACUCAUUAAACUAUUAAGUGAGCCACAAUUUAAAGAAAAGAAGAAAACAAUUGUAUUCUUUAAUAAAAUUAAAGAGCUAAAGAGAAUUUCGAUCAUGUUAUUAAAAUCAAAUAUUAAACAUGAUACAAUCUUUGGUAAUAUUGAUCAAGAGUUGAGAGAGAAACUCAUUAAUAAAUUCUCAAGUUCACGAUCAACUCUAUUACUCUCAACCGAUAUCAUUGGUCGUGGUAUUCAUAUCGAUGAUAUUUUCAAUAUUAUAAAUUAUGAUUUUCCAAGAUCUCUAGAACAAUAUUGUCAUAGAGUUGGCCGUGCUGGUAGAUCCGAUAAAGUUGUAAAUCCAAAAGCAUUUAGUUUCCUCACAAACAGUGAUUCUUAUUUGGUUGAACCUUUUGUUCAAUUCCUAAAAGAUCAACAUCAAAAUAUCUCCAUUCCAUUCUUAAAGCUAUGUAAUGAAAACUUUGGUACAAAAUUCGAAUUCACACUUUCAAAAAGAAAACAAAAGAAAUUGGCUCAAAAAGAUGACGUUGAAAAAGAUGAUGAAGCUUACUUGGCAAAAUAUGAAAAAUUAAUUAAAAAAGAUAGAAAAAAAGAUAGUGAUGAUGAAUGUAAAAAAUUUAAAUCAUUUAAAAGAAAAAAUAUUGAUAGUGAUAGUGAUAAUGAUAGUGACAGUAAUAGUGAUAAUGGUAAAGAAACAAAGAGUAAAGAUAAAAAUAAAAAAUUUAAAAAAUAUUAA
Molecule: messenger RNA, 2094 nt
Organism: Dictyostelium discoideum AX4
Lineage: Eukaryota; Evosea; Eumycetozoa; Dictyosteliales; Dictyosteliaceae
Gene: ddx5
Exons: 1
Coding region: 1-2094 (697 amino acids)
Cellular component (GO): nucleus; cytoplasm
Molecular function (GO): RNA helicase activity; nucleic acid binding; ATP binding
Source: RefSeq, a predicted model, not a curated record